AUGGCUACCCUCGAUGAAGUUUUAACUCUAGAACGAAUCAGGAAUCACCUUCUGGGAGAAUUCACUCAGAGGGGAUGCAAUCUUGUUAAUGAGCUGAGCAAUAGCUGCAGCGCUAACAGCUCAGGAACAGAAGUUUCAAGCUCGCAAUCAGAGUCUUAUUACAGCUCUCCACUCACUAAUAUCUCUGAUCACUUCAUCUAUGGAAAUAUCGACGAUAUUUCCUUUGAUUUUCCUACUGAUUACUUCGAUUUUGAGGGGAAUUUGCUAGAACUGGAGCCGAUUUCAUCGGUUUCCAGCUUCAGUUCACUAAGUUUUGAGCAAAUUGACGGUGAUAUUGAUAUUCUUCGUCCGGAAUCACAAUCCUCAAUUUCGAGCUCUCCGUGUAUGAGUUUCGAGCACAGUGAUACCAAAUUUGAAGCGACUAAUUGCAACCAGAUUAUUGACCUUACUUCACCGGAAACACGAAAUUCAAAUUUUCAAGCUAGUUUUGAAGCACGAAAUUCAAAUUUUCAAGCUAGUCUUGAAGCACGAGAUUCAAAUUUUCAAGCUAGUUUUGAAGCACGAGAUUCAAAAUUUCAAGCUAGUUUGUGUAAAGAGAGAAAGCCGUCGAUGAGUAUAGACGUACCUGCGAAGAAGAAAUUCGAAUGGAUCGUGUUCGGAAGCUCGAGUCCGGUGCGCGAGAAGAGCGAGAGGAGGCACUACAGAGGCGUCAGACGGCGGCCGUGGGGGAAGUUCGCGGCGGAGAUCCGAGAUCCAAAGCGGCGCGGGAGUAGAAUUUGGCUCGGCACGUUCGACACCGCAAUCGACGCUGCGAAAGCCUACGAUCGGGCGGCGUUCAGACUGCGAGGACGGAAAGCGAUCCUGAACUUUCCUUCCGAAGCCGCGAAGCACAAGCUUCAGAUGGCGACGCAGGCCGCCAUGGACGGUGGGAUAAUGAAGCAACGGCGAGAGGCGGAGGUGGUGAAGAACGAGAAGCCGUGAGCGGCGGUUAAAUUAACGCCGUGAAGCUGGAACGGCAUCUGGGAACAGAAUGUUAACGAAUUGGUUAACCUCCCUCCCUAA
This is a messenger RNA of Ipomoea triloba (trilobed morning glory), 1062 nucleotides long. Its product is annotated as ethylene-responsive transcription factor 5-like. Gene Ontology annotation, biological process: regulation of DNA-templated transcription; ethylene-activated signaling pathway. The record is from RefSeq and is a predicted model, not a curated record. The transcript has a single exon. Lineage: Eukaryota; Viridiplantae; Streptophyta; Magnoliopsida; Solanales; Convolvulaceae. Gene Ontology annotation, molecular function: DNA binding; DNA-binding transcription factor activity.